This is a messenger RNA of Hyaloscypha bicolor E, 1740 nucleotides long. Its product is annotated as acid protease. Gene Ontology annotation, molecular function: aspartic-type endopeptidase activity. Gene Ontology annotation, biological process: proteolysis. The transcript is spliced from 3 exons. Gene Ontology annotation, cellular component: fungal-type vacuole. NCBI's taxonomy places the organism in Eukaryota, Fungi, Ascomycota, Leotiomycetes, Helotiales, Hyaloscyphaceae. The annotation marks the transcript as partial. The record is from RefSeq and is a predicted model, not a curated record.
GAAGGUAAUGAUGGACCUUGGUCUUCUUUCACAAUAGAAAUUGGCACGCCGUCGCAAAGCGUCAAUGUUCUCGUCUCAACAGCUUCUUACCAAACGUGGGGGAUCGAUCCAAAAGGAUGUACCUCGACAGACCCAUCCACUUGCUCAACUUCGCGCGGGAGAUUCUACAAUAACACUGCAUCCACCAGUUGGAUUCCAAACAAAACCAACAUUACUACGACGAUAUACGAUCUAGAACUUGAAUCCAACUUAGGAUACUCGGGCAAAGGGAGAUAUGGAUUCGACGACAUAACACUGGGAUAUCUUGGAGGUGGGGGACCUUCACUUGGGAACCAAACGGUGGCGAGUAUCGCGGCGAAGGAUUUUUACAUGGGGUUGUUUGGAGUGAAGCCUCAAGCAAGCAACUUUACAAGCUUGACGGACCCCAUCCCCAGCUUCAUGGAGAAUUUGCGGACACAGAAGAUGAUCCCGAGUCUAAGUUGGGCAUAUACGGCUGGGAAUAAAUAUCGAUUGAAUGAAGUGUAUGGUAGUCUGGUACUGGGCGGAUACGAUACCUCGAGAUUCAACCCCAACAACUUAACCUUCAACUUCGGACCGCAGGAUGAUCGAGAACUCCUCGUCGAGCUGAAUAAAAUAACCGCUGACGAUGGAACUUCUCUCCUUCAACAGCCAGUAUCAAUAUUCUUGGACUCGACAGUACCAUAUAUCUAUCUCCCAGAAGCUGCAUGUGCGAUAUUUGAAAGCACAUUCGGCCUUGUAUGGGAUAGCAAUACACAGCUGUACCUGCUAACAGACGCUCAGCACACUUCUCUGAAAGCUCAAAACCCAAAGAUCACAUUUACGCUUGGGACUUUGACUUCUUUGCAGACAGUCGACAUCAUGCUCCCAUACUCGGCUUUUGAUCUCACGGUUUCUUAUCCGAUUGUGGCGAAUGCGACGAGAUACUUUCCUCUGAAACGGGCGAACGAUUCAUCGCAGUAUACGCUUGGUAGGACUUUCUUUCAAGAAGCAUACGUCAUAGCAGACUACGCGCGUAGAAACUUUUCCGUCUCGCAAUGCAACUGGGAUGCAUCAGCCCAGCAAGAUAUCGUAGCAAUCCUGCCACCUUCGACCAGCGUGGGAGAGAACACGAAUACAAAAUCUGCUCAUCACCUUCCCCUUGUUGCAAUCGCUGCAGGCGGUAGCGGUCUCGUUCUCCUCGCCCUUGCUCUCGUGAUCCUACUCAUUAUCCUACGACGCCGUCGAAAAGCAAAAGGCCACAAACUCGCGGAUACCACCGCACCAUCCAACGCCAACCCACAACCAAUCAUCAAAGCCGAGCUGGACGCCAGUCCCCCCAACCAAAAGCACGAGGUCGACGCAAAUCCCGACCUAAAGUACCCCAGCGAGAUGUGCGGCCACGAUAACGAAAUCGUCGAGCUUGAUCCGUAUGGCAGGAAAUGGCCACCAACCUCAGACGCGGUGGAGAUUGGACAUUCGGGGAAGAGGAGCAUUCAUGAGGAGAUUUAUGAGAUGGAUGCGGGCGAGGUGGCAAUUGAGAUGAGUGGUGUGGGCAAUGGGAGAAGGCGGAGUAGGGGCGGACGGCCGAUGAGUUUUGUGGAGGGAGAUGAUUACGAUACGAGUCCGAUGGAAGUAUUGUCGCCGAGCAGUGCGAGAUUUAGAUACGGGAGGGAGCCAGUUAGCCCAGUGAGUAGGACGAUGAGUCCAAUAAGUCCCGCGAGCCCAGCGUUCCCGCGGUGA